Molecule: messenger RNA, 1131 nt
Organism: Glycine soja
Lineage: Eukaryota; Viridiplantae; Streptophyta; Magnoliopsida; Fabales; Fabaceae
Product: 50S ribosomal protein L15, chloroplastic
Exons: 4
Coding region: 99-869 (256 amino acids)
Biological process (GO): translation
Cellular component (GO): ribosome; cytosolic large ribosomal subunit
Molecular function (GO): structural constituent of ribosome
Source: RefSeq, a predicted model, not a curated record
UAAUAAUAGAAAAGGCGAGAAAGUGAAAAACUUAUCCUAUCCGUUAUUUGAAGUUCUGUUGGUGAGUGUGAGUGAGUGUAUCAAUCGGCCACACAGAAAUGGGCAGUGCUUCUCUGAUUCCAGUUUCCUGGUUGCCUUGGCGGCCACUUUCUCCUUUCAAGGGAACGGUGAAAACCUUGGUCGCAAAACCAUGGCUGAAGAAGAUUCAGCAAGCAAGACCCCUCAUUUCCGUGGUUAACAAGGCUGCCUCUCUAUCUGCCCCCGUGACAGCACCCAGCGUCGGCGUUCGGUUUCGGCUGGACAAUUUGGGGCCGCAACCGGGUUCGAGGAAGAGGGCUAAGAGAAAGGGUAGAGGAAUAUCCGCAGGGCAAGGGGCAAGUUGUGGUUUUGGGAUGAGAGGUCAGAAAUCUCGAUCUGGACCUGGCGUUAGGAAGGGUUUCGAAGGUGGCCAGAUGCCGCUUUAUCGCCGAAUCCCCAAACUCAGAGGAAUUGCAGGAGGUAUGCAUGCGGGAUUGCCCAAAUAUGUCCAUGUAAAUCUGAGAGACAUAGAAGAUGCUAAAUUUAAGGAAGGGGAAGAAGUGUCUUUAGAGUCACUGAAGGCGAAAGGUGUGAUUAAUCCAUCAGGAAGAGAAAGGAGACUUCCUUUGAAGAUCUUAGGGGAAGGAGAACUGAGCAAGAAGUUGACAUUAAAAGCCCGCGCCUUUUCCACAUCAGCAAAGGAGAAACUUGAGAAUGCUGGUUGUUCCCUCACCGUGCUUCCUGGCCGCAAGAAAUGGGUUAAGCCAUCAGUUGCUAAAAACCUUGCCCGUGCCGAUGAAUACUUUGCCAAGAAGCGCGCCAUGGCUGCUUCCGAGCCAGCCUCAGCUUGAACUUGAGCCAGCCUCAGCACGCACUAGAUUUUUUUUGACAAAGUUGCUUACGUCAACAAGAUGAUUCUGUAAUUCUAAGCUAUGGGUAUUGUUUGUAAUGCUUCCCCAUUUGUGUUGAUUUUGAAUCUAUUCCUCUUAAAAGCCACUGCCAAAAGCAAAGGCAAACACAUGGUGGUUGUGUGAACACCAACUUUAUUUUGGGACCAAUGCGUGCCAAUCCUUUCAAACCAAAAUUGUCCUUUUCACCAAAUCGUAAGUCUAA